Molecule: messenger RNA, 1428 nt
Organism: Mixia osmundae IAM 14324
Lineage: Eukaryota; Fungi; Basidiomycota; Mixiomycetes; Mixiales; Mixiaceae
Exons: 2
Coding region: 1-1428 (475 amino acids)
Biological process (GO): glutathione metabolic process
Cellular component (GO): peroxisome; mitochondrion
Molecular function (GO): glutathione transferase activity; glutathione peroxidase activity
Source: RefSeq, a predicted model, not a curated record
AUGGCAGAUGCGCUGUUCUACUUUGACAUCAGCUGUCCAUAUGCCCUGAUUGCAUCGACCCGGGUCGAGGAUGUAGCCAAAUUCACGCAAGCCACCAUCGAAUGGCGACCCGUUCUUCUCGGAGGGCUCUACCAGCUCACUUCGGCAGCUCAAGGCGCUGCAGGCUCAGCUUCCGAUGCCAUGCCUCCUGCGCGAAGAGCGUGGGCUGCACACGACCUCGAGAGGGAGCUGUCUCGGUACCAGCUCGAUGUGCGUUGGCCAGCAAAGCAUCCUAUGAAGACCGUCGACGCAAUGCGGUUGCUCUGCGCAGUCCCCUCUGCACAUCGCAUCGGACUUGCCAAAGCGCUCUACAGGGCCUACUGGAUGGACAUGCAGGAUGUCACCUCGCACUCUGUCCUGCUGAGGAUCGCGAGACGGACCGGCCUCAGCAGAGAAGUGCUUGGCUUUCCUCUCGACGAAAGCAUCUUUGCAACGACACAGUGGGCAGACGACUUACGAUCCAACACUCAGGAAGCUUUCGAGCAUGGCGCUUUUGGAGUACCGACCUUUUGGCUACAAAAAGAGGAGAAGAUGCUCUUUGGCCAGGACAGGUUGUGCUUGCUCGAGGCGCAUCUGUCUGCUCGACAGCGGAACGGGGACCUCGAGUCUGUCAAACAUAUCAACAGGCUGAUGCCUCGCUGCCUUCGUACAGCCCCGGAAAACAGACAGCGUACGCUCAAGUUCUGGUUCGACUUUUCGUCACCUUGGUCUUUUCUUGGCUAUACACAGCUGCAACGGGUCAAACGGGAGCUCGGCGACUCGCUCAAGAUCGAGAUGAAGCCGUUUCUGCUCGGCGCACUCUUCAAAGCUGUUGGCACGCCCGUCGUACCGAGCCAGGUUGCUAUGCCUCACAAGGCGGCGUACAUGCGGCAGGAUCUCCAAGACUGGGCAGAGUACUGGUCAGCUUGCUCAGCGCAGACCUAUCCGCCUCUGCCACCUGUUAAGCUCGCUUGGCCAGACGAGUUUCCCAUCCGGUCAGUCAUUGCGCUACGUGUCGCACUCCUCGAGCCGGCCGUCAUCGACUGCAUUUAUCGGGCUGGAUGGUCUCACAACAGGAAUAUCAGCACAGCAGCAGGCCUGCUCGAGGUUCUCAACGAUGCUGGUUUUCCUGGCCAGAUAUUACUUGACGCCGUCACGACAGGCGACCGCGCAGAAUCCCUCAAGGCGGCGCUGAGGACCAACACAGAUGAAGCUGUCGCGCUGGGCUUCUGCGGCGCGCCUACAUUCCAGAUUGACGAGCAUCUUGUCUGGGGACAAGACCGUAUCAACGUCGUUCAGGAUCUGCUAUCGGGCUGGUCGCCCGAAAAGAGCCGCCUGAAGGCGACAGUUGGUGCCUUUCGUACGUCUAUCAAUACGACCGAUAACCAAGCUGAUGCGAUAGUACCAUAG